Molecule: messenger RNA, 1723 nt
Organism: Anopheles nili
Lineage: Eukaryota; Metazoa; Arthropoda; Insecta; Diptera; Culicidae
Product: scoloptoxin SSD14-like
Exons: 3
Coding region: 1-1692 (563 amino acids)
Biological process (GO): glutathione catabolic process
Cellular component (GO): plasma membrane
Molecular function (GO): glutathione gamma-glutamate hydrolase
Source: RefSeq, a predicted model, not a curated record
AUGUUUUUUGUUAUUUGCCUGGCGUGGCAAACGGUGCGUUCGCAGACAUCGCCCGGCUCACGUUCGGUUGUAACCUCGAACGCGGCCGAAUGUGCCGAAAUUGGAAUGUCCAUGCUGGAGCAAGGAGGUUCCGCAGCAGACGCGGCUAUUGCCACUCUAUUUUGUGAAGGCGUUUCGAUUCCACAGAGCAUGGGUGUCGGUGGUGGGUUUGUGCUGACCAUCUACAAUAAAGCAUCCGGUAUCGUCGAAUCGUUGGAUUCGCGAGAGGUUGCACCUGCAGCCGCCACCAAAGAUAUGUUUAUCGGUAGCGCACAGUCCGCCAUUGAGGGAGGGAAGUCGAUCGCUGUUCCUGCCGAAGUUAAGGGAUACUGGGAGCUGCAUCAAAAGUAUGGCAAACUUCCGUGGAAAACACUAGUGAAUCCAACAAUUGAAUUAUGCAAAAAGGGCUCCCUCGUCACAGAUUAUUUAGAGAAAAUUUUGUCUGCAAAGAAAGAGACCAUGCUGGCGAUGCCUUCGCUAGCAAAUAUAUUUAUAAACCCCGACACCAACGAUACUUGGAAGGUAGGGGAUCGCAUUAAGCGUCCAGCGCUAGCAGAAUCAUUACAAGCGAUAGCUGUAGAAGGUGCAGAUGCUUUGUACAGCAAGGGUGGAUCUUUGUUGCCAAAACUGAUGACCGACUUGAGGAAUAUCGGUAGCAUCUUGACGGAAAACGAUUUUUAUAGUUACAGGCCCGAGUGGGUGAAACCAACGCGAGCGAGGCUGCGAAAUAGCUAUGACGUUUAUUCCAUGCCGUUGCCGGGAAGUGGAUCUGUUCUUAGUUACAUGUUAUCCAUUCUGGACGGAUAUAAGGAUUUAUCGCCGAAUGAUCCUCUUACGUGGCAUCGGAUUGUCGAGAGCAUGAAGCAUGGUUAUGGAUUACGUACGAAACUUGGCGAUUCGCGCUUUGUUUCCAAUGUCAAUACGGUUCUGCAGAAGAUGACAAACAAGAACUAUGUUGCCUACGUGCGCGAUAUGAUAGUGAACAAUAUGACAUUCGAGAGCUACGAUUAUUAUGGAGCAGAUUUUGCUGGGUUGGAAGAUCACGGAACGGCUCACGUUUCGGUGUUAGCCGGUAACGGAGAUGCAGUAGCCGUUACAAGCACAAUCAAUUAUUUGUUCGGUUCAAUGGUACUAUCACCAUCUACCGGUAUCAUCCUCAACGACGAAAUGGACGAUUUUUCUACACCAGGCGUGAUCAAUGCAUACGGUCUAUCACCCUCACCUGCCAAUUUUAUCGUUCCUGGGAAACGGCCUCUCUCUUCGAUGUCUCCUACGAUCAUAGUCGAUCGCCAAGGGGCUGUGCGAAUGGUUGUCGGUGGUGCAGGAGGAUCACGAAUUACUUCUGCCACGACGCUUCUCAUUAUUCGGACUUUAAUUUUUAGACAAAGUCUUUGUGACGCCAUCAAUGCACCACGAAUCCACCAUCAGCUAGCACCGAUGCAUAUCGAGUAUGAGCGCGGAUUUGAUACAAACGUUUUGACUGAACUCGAAUUACGCGGUCACAAGCUUCAAGAAGUGAAAGCCGAUUUUGGAUUUGCAGCAAUAACUGUAAUCACAAAAAAUGGAAAUUCUGUUUCAGCCGCUUUCGACAGGCGGCGAAGCGGAAGCGUAUCGAUACGACCGGCAAAACCAGGAGUGGGUAAUUGCUAUUAGGACUAUACUGCUGCAAUUUUACCGUAUGCAA